AUGACGACCUGGAGCCCAGUCUUCAACCCAAAGCCUGCAAAGCCAAACGGCGCCACGACGCCCAUGGGCAUCAAGCCCAUUAUCAAGGACAUGUCGCUCGCCGCUCCCGUUGUCGUCAUCGCCGAGGAGCUGAGCCCUGCAACCCUUGACGCGCUCGGACCCGAUUUUGAGGUGCGCAAUGUGGACGGAACGGACCGUGUGGCUCUCCUCGCGGCUCUGGUGGACGCGCACGCAGUCCUAGUGCGUAGUGCGACGCAGAUUGAUGCCGAGGCCCUCGCGGCAGCCCCGCAGCUCAAGGUCGUCGCCCGUGCCGGCGUCGGACUGGACAACGUGGACAUCAAGUCGGCGACAAAGGCGGGUGUCAUGGUCGUUAACGCCCCCACGUCUAAUAUUAUCUCGGCGGCCGAGCUGACUAUCGGACAUAUUCUGUCGCUCGCGCGCCGCGUCCCGGCCGCUCACGCGUCCCUGGCUGCUGGGGCGUGGAAGCGCUCCGCGUUUUCGGGUACCGAACUGUUUGAGAAGACACUCGGCAUUAUCGGACUGGGCCGUAUUGGUACACUCAUCGCGACGCGUAUGCAGGCGUUCGGCAUGCGCGUUAUCGCUUACGAUCCCUACAUCACGGCCGCGCGGUCGCAGCAGCUCGGCGUCGAGAGCAAGACGCUCGACGAGCUGCUGUCCGAGGCUGACUUUGUCACGAUCCACAUGCCCAAGACGCCCGAGACGACUGGGCUGCUCUCUGGCCCCCAGUUCAAGCACAUGAAGCCCACCGCGUGCGUGAUCAACGUCGCUCGCGGCGGCCUCAUCGACGAGGCGGCUCUGUAUGACGCCCUUGUGGCUGGCGAGAUCGCCGGUGCCGGCCUCGACGUCUUCUCGACGGAGCCGCCCACCGGAACGGCCGUUCGCCUCCUCUCUCUCCCCAAUGUUGUGGUUACGCCUCAUCUCGGCGCGUCGACCCACGAGGCGCAAGAGAAGGCGGGUAUCAGCGUGGCCAAGAGCGUGCGCCUCGCUCUUAGCGGCGAGAUCGUGCCCGACGCUGUCAAUGUCGCUGGCGGCACGAUCGACCCGUACGUCCGCCCCGGUAUCCCUCUGGCCGAGAAGCUCGGCCAGUUCUUCUCCGCACUCGCGCGCUCUCCGGUCACGGCCCUUGAUGUCGAGGUGCACGGCGAGCUUAGCGCAUACCCGGUGCAAAUCCUCAAGCUCGCGGCCCUCAAGGGCGUCUUCACGAAUAUUGUGAGCGAGUCGGUAUCGUACGUCAACGCCCCCCUUCUCGCCGAGAGCCGCGGUAUCGACGUCCGGCUCGUCGUCGACGACCACACCGACGAGUACCGUAACGUCAUCACGCUCUCGGGUACUCUUGCGGACGGGAGCAAGAUCAGCGUCAGCGGAACGUGUACCGGUCCCAAGCAGACUGAGAAGCUGGUCGGCAUUAAUGGGUUCACGCUCGAGAUUCCGUUCGAGCGCCACCACUUGGUCAUGAUCUACCGCGACCGCCCGGGUAUUGUCGCCGUGUACGGCGCCAAGCUCGGCGAGAUGGGCAUCAACAUUAACGGCAUGCAGAUCAGCCGUGCGACCGCUGGCGGCCGCGCGCUGUCCGUGCUUACGGUCGACAGCCCGCUUAAUGACGACCUCAUCGAGGUGCUCCGCGACGCUAUUGCCGCCGACACGCUGCGCCAGAUCGAGAUCACGGAGACGUAG
Messenger RNA from Cutaneotrichosporon cavernicola, 1695 nucleotides. RefSeq lists its product as uncharacterized. Bases 1 to 1695 code for a protein of 564 amino acids. Gene Ontology annotation, biological process: L-serine biosynthetic process. NCBI's taxonomy places the organism in Eukaryota, Fungi, Basidiomycota, Tremellomycetes, Trichosporonales, Trichosporonaceae. The transcript has a single exon. Gene Ontology annotation, molecular function: NAD binding; phosphoglycerate dehydrogenase activity. The record is from RefSeq and is a predicted model, not a curated record.